UUUCAGGGUUCUAUUGUAGCUAUUAAAGCAUUACAUGGAAGAUCUAUAAAACUAACAACUGAUAUGACAGAAGAUUUAAAUACAAUUAAAGAGUUGGAACAUGAUAAUUUGAAUGUGUUUGUUGGAGCUAAACUAGAUAAUAGUACUGGUUUUAUUCUGUAUAAAUAUUGUGCUAAAGGAAGUUUACAUGAUGUAUUAGAAAAUGAGGAUAUUAAGUUAGACUGGAUGUUUAAGAUGUCUUUUGCUAUUGACAUUGCGAAGGGCAUGGAAUACCUACAUAAAUGCCCAUUAAAAUCAAAUGGUAAUUUAAAAUCCAAUAAUUGUGUGAUAGAUAGUAGAUGGGUAGUAAAAAUAACAGAUUUUGGAGCGUUAUCUACAACUGAUAGCAUAUACGGAAUCAACGAACAGGACUAUUAUGAAAAACUGUUAUGGACAUCACCAGAAUUAUUACGAUUGAACAAACGACCUAAGAAAGGCAGUCAGAAGGGAGAUGUAUUUAGUUAUUCUAUUAUUUUAUAUGAGAUAUUCCAUAGAUGUACACCUUAUUUUUACAAUAAUGAAGCAACGAAAGAUGUAAUAUUUAAAGUAAGAAAACACACGGAUCCACCAUAUCGUCCAGUAAUACCAACUGAUCACGGACUGGUUGAAGAUGCUCUUACCCUCAUGGUAUCUUGUUGGGAUGAAGAUCCCCAACUCCGUCCAGAUUUUAGAUCAAUUAGAAAAUUGCUUAUAGAUUUAAAUGGCGGUCGUAAAAUGAACAUUAUGGAUAACAUGAUACAGUUAUUAGAAGCUUAUAGUGGGAACUUGGAGAAACUUGUAGCAGAACGAACAGAAGAAGUAGCCCAAGAAAAGGCUAAAACAGAGCGACUGUUAUACCAAAUGCUUCCACAACCUGUAGCCGAUCAGUUAAAAUUAGGCAACCCUGUGAUACCCGAGUCAUUUGAAGAAGUUUCUAUCUUCUUCUCUGAUAUUGUUGGAUUUACUACAAUAGCGAGUAUAAGCGAGCCUUUGCAGGUAGUUGACUUAUUGAAUGAUCUAUAUACAACAUUUGAUGGAAUAAUAGCCAAGCACGAUGUGUAUAAGGUUGAAACGAUAGGUGACGCUUAUAUGUGCGUCAGUGGUGUACCCAAUCCAAAUGGUAAACGUCAUUCUGCUGAAAUUGCUAAUAUGGCCUUGGAUCUCAUCAGUGCAGUUCACAACUUCCGGAUAAGACAUCUUCCAGACGAAAAGUUAUUACUACGCGCUGGACUACAUACAGGAUCUUGUGCAGCGGGUGUUGUUGGUCAAAUUAUGCCCAGAUAUUGUUUGUUUGGUGAUAAUGUUAAUAUGGCUUCAAGAAUGGAAUCGAUGGGAAAAGGUUCGUAA
Lottia gigantea (owl limpet) is the source of this 1365-nucleotide messenger RNA. RefSeq lists its product as hypothetical. NCBI's taxonomy places the organism in Eukaryota, Metazoa, Mollusca, Gastropoda, Lottiidae. Gene Ontology annotation, molecular function: protein kinase activity; peptide receptor activity; ATP binding. The annotation marks the transcript as partial. Gene Ontology annotation, biological process: receptor guanylyl cyclase signaling pathway; intracellular signal transduction; protein phosphorylation. The record is from RefSeq and is a predicted model, not a curated record. The transcript is spliced from 10 exons.